Messenger RNA from Vanessa atalanta (red admiral), 2784 nucleotides. RefSeq lists its product as uncharacterized. The coding region runs from base 255 to 1700 and encodes 481 amino acids. The record is from RefSeq and is a predicted model, not a curated record. The transcript is spliced from 11 exons. NCBI's taxonomy places the organism in Eukaryota, Metazoa, Arthropoda, Insecta, Lepidoptera, Nymphalidae.
UUUCACUUCGAAACCGGUGACAUGUCGUUAAUAUUGUAACGAAUAUUUUUCUUAUUAUUAUAUUUCGAUUUGUUUAUUUAUUACAGAAACUUAAGUAAUAUAUUUAAAUCUAGUUUAGGAACUUUAUAAUAUAAACUCUUACUCAAAAAUGUGUAGUGACUAAACCGUGCCAUUGUAGUUUGAAAUAAGUUUUUGCAGUUACAUUUCUGGGAAAUUUGGAUUUUAUCAUCUUUGGUUUUGGAUGUAAAUCCAUCAUGUGGCUUAUAUUGGUGCUGGGUGUGGUGACGAGCGCGUCAAGAGUGCUUGCCGCCGGGUACUGUUCCACAAACACAUUCCCAACGAACACAUCCUCGAUGCACUUCAGCAAGGAACCGAUCCCAUACGAAUACGGUUUCCAGGACAAGUUCAAGAGCAUUCACUGCUGCGUGAAACGUUACAGGAGCAUCGAGUGGUUCAAAGAUGGCGUAGCUUAUCCUUGGUCUGCGGGCGUGUCCAACCUAAUCCUGUAUCCCGAGGCGGCGAAUCAGACGCUAUACACGAGGCGCGCCGCCCGCGCUGACUCCGGAAACUAUACCUGCCGACUCAGCAACGAGACGCACAGCGAAACGCAUACAGUCAGAUUAGAUAUAUUAGAAAAACCAACGGAUGCGCCGAAAACAAUGUUCAUUUCGAAGGACCAGUGGGUGGAGGAAGGGAUCGAACUUCGGCUGUUCUGCGAAGCGUUGAUUGGUCGAUCGUACUUGGCGGAUGCUAGAAGCGACCUUCGUUGGUGGAAGGUGUGGCCAAAUGGCACUGACGGUGAACUUUUAGUAACACAGAACGAGACCAAAACCACGAGAGAGGACGUGAAAGAAAUAAUCGGUUCCUACCUCAGCAUAAAGCGGGUGUCUGCGCAGGACUACGGCACGUACGUGUGCGUUGUGCACAGCAACGAGGUCGUCUCCAGAAACUACGUCACCGUACAUUACAAACAUAGCGGGGCGGCGGACGAGGCCUCGUGGUGCGGCGGCGCGGAGGUACCGUGGCGCGCGCUGGCGCUGGGCGGCGCGGCAGGUGCGCUGCUUCUGCUGUCUGUGCUGGCCUGCCACCGCCGCUGCACGCCGCGCCUGCUGCUGGCCGCGCGACACGCCCGCGCGCGCGCCGCCACCGCCGCGCACCGCGCCAGAGUGCUGGAGAAGGAGUUCGACGUGGUGGUGAGCUGGACGGCGGUGGACGGCGAGCUGGUGCGUGGCGCGCUGCUGCCCACGCUCGCCAUCAAGUACAAGUACCGCGUGCACGCCGUCACGCUGUCCACGCAGCCCGACCACUGGUACAGUGAGCUGGUCGGCGAGGUGUCCCGCGGCCGGUCGCUGGUGGCGGUGCUGUCUCCCGCUCAGUACACUCCGCAGCAGCUGCUCACUGCGUUAAGACAAUUGCGAGCCCUACCCGUACCCCCUGUCGUCGUACUGCUGCAGGAUCUGCCAAAGCUGAAGCGCGAGGCGAAGGACGCGGGGGAGAGCCUGGUGGAGGUGCUGCGCCGCACGCGCCUCGUGGCGUGGCGACACGUGCACGAGCGCGCCUUCUGGACCGCGCUGCGCCUCGCGCUGCCGCUGCCGCCGCCGCCCAAGCCCGCCGCGCCCGCACGGGAGGAAAAAUCGAAAACGAUUGAAACGGAGGAGAGCAAAAAUUCUCGUUCGGGAAGUCUCACGGCGCUCGUGUGAAACACUGCAUGAAGACUUCGUCCGAGACUCGUGCACAGCUGUACAGAAACGAGGCAGUUAUGAAAUGUGUAUAAAAUAGUGAUAGGUAGUGUGUGACACUGGACAAGACUAUGUUGCGUGGUUUUCAUAAUGAACGUCUGUGCCGCCAAUAGUAUGAAGACUGUGAGUAGAUAUUAGUUAUAAAAACUUUUCGAUCACAUUAAUGGUAUUUUAGUUAGUUAUAAGUCAACUUGAAAUCUGUAUACAGUUUUCUAAGAUCUCAGUAUCUACUUCUCUCAUACUUACGAACUUCUUUCCAUUUCUCUUUCUUGUGCCAAAGGGAAAUUGCAAACAUGACAAUUAAUAUUUAAAUGUUCGGUUGUAUUUUAUUUAUUUUAUUUAUGUUUAUGCAUAAUUUACUAUCGUAAAGAAAAUGAGUAUUAAUUUAAUAAGUGUUUCUUUCCAUUUGCUAUUUCCUAGUUUCGUCGAUUUUUAAUUUAAUUUCUUGUAAAAUGUCUAAAUUAAAAAAAAAGUGACGGUUUUGAGGUCUGUGAUAAUCGAUACGUAGAAUGUACAGCAGUGUGUGAAGACGUUCUGUAUUUAAAAAUAUUACAUUAAAUGUAUACGCCGCCUUAUAAUUGCAAAUAUCGUUAAUUAUACGGUGACAUAUAUACUAGAUAAUUUAACAAAAAUUUUACUGUACUAUUUAAGGAGGGUCGUCCGAGGUGAAAACUAAUUUACAAAGUAAUGAUUAUAGAAAUUUUGUUAUACUUUAAAAAAAGUUAACGGACUGAUUAAAUAAUAUUAUUUAUAGUUUAAUUAUUAUAUUCAUAACGAAUGUCCUCCAUUGAAAUUUCGAAAAGGCUGCUAUAGCAUUUAGUAUUGUAUAAUUUUAAACAUGACGUUUUACUUCUUGACACACUGCCGUUUCUAAGUCUUGCAAGUGUUUGUUUGACUGUAAAUUGUUGCAUAGUAUUUUCCCACAUUAUAAUGUGUAGUUUGUAAAACCAGUAGUUCAUCCUUUGUAGUAUUAUAUACUCAUUACAUUCCAGAUUUUUUUAUAGUAAUCUUAAGUUAAUAUAAACUUACUGUAUAAAAUUAUAUA